Molecule: messenger RNA, 447 nt
Organism: Mesorhabditis spiculigera
Lineage: Eukaryota; Metazoa; Nematoda; Chromadorea; Rhabditida; Rhabditidae
Source: the annotation of a GenBank genome assembly
AUGGCCUCAAGGUUGGUGUCAAGAGCCGCCUGGCUCACCUCUUCUCGAAGCAUGUACGAGAAUCCCUACGUCAAACGAUUCAAGGCCAAAAACAAGGUUUCCCCAGAUUAUUUCAAACAGAGCACUGGUCUGACUGGCCUCUUCGUCGAAGAACACCCACAUCGUGCCCUCUCCGUGGUUUAUGGCCGUAUUUUGCGUGCUCUUGAGAAGGUGCCGAAGGAUUCGGCCUACCGAAAAUACACGGAACAGGUCAUCCGACACCGCUUGAACCUGGUGCAAACGGAACUGGAUGUGCUGAAGUUGGAGCAGAAGAUUGGAAUGGGACAAAUCGAAGAAGUUCUGCAGCAGGCCGAAUACGAGCUAGAAGCAACGCGCGCCAUCAUCGAGUCCAAGGCCUGGGAGCCACUUAUCGAAAAAGCACCUACUGGCCAGUGGGCCUGGCCCAUU